Arachis stenosperma is the source of this 1140-nucleotide messenger RNA. RefSeq lists its product as uncharacterized. The coding region runs from base 1 to 1140 and encodes 379 amino acids. The transcript has 3 exons. Lineage: Eukaryota; Viridiplantae; Streptophyta; Magnoliopsida; Fabales; Fabaceae. The record is from RefSeq and is a predicted model, not a curated record.
AUGUGCUGUAAUGGGGGAAAAGUCUCUCUUCCCCGAAUAAAUGCUCCUCAGGAAUUGCUUGAAAUCUUCUUGGACCCCUCUGCAGAAGGAAACCAUUUUAGAAAACAUAUUCGUGGAUACAAUCAUGUAUUUUCCUUCACUUCGUGUGGUGUGCACAUAGACGAACAACUGGCUAUAACAGGUCGUGGUAUAUAUACAUUUCGUGCUCAAGGCUCAAUAUAUCACAGUAUAGGAGGAUUUCAUCCGGAUCAGGGCACGCGGCCACGGUUUUUGCAACUGUACAUAUAUGAUACUGAUCACGAGUUGCAGAAUAGGAUGCUGGAGAACACACAACUACAUGAAACAUUAGUUUUCAAGUUACAACAAUUGCUACACCGGUAUAAUCCUUUUCUCCAUGUGUUUCGCCAGCUUGCACAACGGUCAGAUGUACAUGAGUGUAGUUUGGUCAUUAGAGAGCGACCUGCUAAUCAGCCACAAUAUAGUCUUCCAACUGCGUCGCAGGUAGCAGCCAUAAUUGUUGGUGAUGACGUUGAAACAAUGAUUCGUGGGCGAGAUAUUAAGGUGCAAACUCAUGCUGGUAGCCUACGAAGGAUUCAGGAAUUCUUUGGCUAUUACGAUCCACUACAAUAUCCUCUUCUUUUUCCAUUUGGAACUCAUGGAUGGGAUAUCAAUACCCGAAGUCAAAGUGGCGGCAAAGUAUCGUGCCGAACAUAUAAUAGUUAUAUGCUCCAGAUCCGCCCCGAUGAUCAUUCCACCGUAUUGCAAGCAGGACGACUACUACAACAAUAUGUUGUUGAUAACUAUGUGAAAAUUGAAACCGGAAAGUUAAGAUGGGUUCGAAAUAGACAGAAGAAAUUACGGGCUGAAUUAUACCAAGGUUUACAAGAUGCUUUGCACACAGGAGAAACUAAUGCAGAAAAUGUUGGAAGAAAAAGAACAAUAUUACCAUCGUCGUUCAUUGGUAGCCGUCGCGACAUGACCCAACGAUAUGAAGAUGGAAUGGCGAUUGUUCUUAAAGAGGGAAAGCCAGAUAUUUUUCUCACAAUGACAUGCAAUCCAUCUUGGACUGAAAUAACUUCAGAACUCAACCCAGUUCAAACUCCACAAGAUCGUCCAGAUCUAACAACAAGAAUUUUUUGA